AUGAGAAUAGUGCUGCUAGAUGCAAGUGGCAAUAUUUGCCGGCUUUGGAAGCAAGAAUUGAGACGCUUGAAAAAAGAGGUGGUUGAUGCGAUGCGAUGGGGUGACGAGAAAUUGGAGGUUUCUGUUUUCAACGGGGAUAUAGAAGAGCUUAAGCUUGACACAAACAAGGAAACCAAAAAGGAAACCGUCUUUUUCUCGCCGGGCAACUCCUUUGGCGGAAUGGGCGGUGGCUACGACAGAGCGUUGGCGUGCCUGUUUUCCGAUACUGGGGACUGGAAAACGACCGACCGGUACGUGAAAAAAUGGAUUGUCGAAAACAGUCAAGGAUACUCGGCUCCAGGAACUGCGCGACUGAUUCGAAUCAACACGCCGAAUUCGACAGCCUGGCGCAAGUACAGGGCCAGCGCGAUACUGCACAUCCCGACAAUGAGAACUCCAGAAUCCCUUGCAUUUUCUGACGAACAGACAAUCCAAUCCGUUUUUGACUGGACCUGGCAAAGUCUGGUGCGAGUCAGAACAGAGCCGUCUGUGGAUGUAUUUGUCCUGACGGGGAUGGGAACGGGCACCGGCGGUCUUGCAGAGUGGCUGGUGUGCCGGGUGAUGGUGGCUGCGAUUGCCAUGUUUGGUAACCGAAUGGGCAAAGAAGUAUUGUCCUACCUAGACAGCCCACAUCGAAGCAUUAUCGAAAAAAAACUAUACGACUAA
This is a messenger RNA of Ogataea parapolymorpha DL-1, 705 nucleotides long. RefSeq lists its product as uncharacterized. The record is from RefSeq and is a predicted model, not a curated record. The transcript has a single exon. Bases 1 to 705 code for a protein of 234 amino acids. NCBI's taxonomy places the organism in Eukaryota, Fungi, Ascomycota, Pichiomycetes, Pichiales, Pichiaceae.